AUGACAACAGAUUAUUUUAAGGGGGUUAUUAGUACGAUCAUUGAAAAUGAAUUAUUCCUCACUGGAAAGAAAGGUGCAUUACUUAGUGAUACAUAUGAAUUGAACCAUAUUAAAGCCUUAGUGGUUGUAUGUCCCGAACAAUAUGAAUAUCCAAUUAAUAAAGAAGAAGUAGAAAUAUUAAAAUUACCAGUUAUAGAUUCAUAUAAUUUUCCAUUAAUAAAUUAUUUAGAAAAGGCAUAUGAAUUUAUUGACUCACAAAUAACACAACAUCAUCCAGUAUUAGUUCAUUGUGACUUUGGUAUAUCACGAUCUGCUUCUGUGGUUAUUGCUUAUUUAAUUAGAAAAUAUCAAAUGUCUUUAAAAGCUGCUUUUCAAUAUGUCUCUGAUAGAAGACAUAUUGUUUGUCCAAAUCCCGCAUUUAUUAUGCAAUUGUAUGAAUGGCAAAGAAAAUAUCAUUCAUGUAUUGGAAAUGAUGUUGAUGCAUUAUAUAUUAAACAGUUACUUUCCGUGUCUUCAAUAUUAUAUAGAGACGUUCCUUCUAAAUCAUUAUGGAAUGCUUUUGUUGACUCAAAGUUUGAUUUUGCUGAUGCACUAAAGUCAUUAAGAAAACAAUUAGCAUCAAGAGACUUAUCAAUGGAAAUUUGA
Entamoeba nuttalli P19 is the source of this 645-nucleotide messenger RNA. RefSeq names its product dual specificity protein phosphatase, putative. Gene Ontology annotation, cellular component: cytoplasm. The transcript is spliced from 2 exons. Gene Ontology annotation, biological process: negative regulation of MAPK cascade; protein dephosphorylation. The coding region runs from base 1 to 645 and encodes 214 amino acids. Gene Ontology annotation, molecular function: MAP kinase tyrosine/serine/threonine phosphatase activity; protein tyrosine/threonine phosphatase activity. Lineage: Eukaryota; Evosea; Mastigamoebida; Endamoebidae. The record is from RefSeq and is a predicted model, not a curated record.